Messenger RNA from Phytophthora infestans T30-4, 1059 nucleotides. RefSeq lists its product as uncharacterized. Lineage: Eukaryota; Oomycota; Peronosporomycetes; Peronosporales; Peronosporaceae. The coding region runs from base 1 to 1059 and encodes 352 amino acids. The record is from RefSeq and is a predicted model, not a curated record. The transcript has 2 exons.
AUGUCGUUUGACCAAUGGUUGGCUUUGAACGACCUUGGACGAUCUCGUACCAGUAAUCGUGCUUCGCCUCGGGUAUCGCCGUAUCCACAACGCGAUAGAACCCCGCCGCAACGUCUGCAAGAUGAAGCAUCGCCUGCAACCAACGCUGCAUCACCUUCGGCUCAUCGAACAGCAGCACAGCAUCGACUUCAGCUAGUCAUCCAACCAAUCGUCAAGAAUACGAUUGGCCAACGUGACACAUCGGGUGAGGCCCCCGAUGUGUUUGCUGUGAAUGGUGCCACAUUUAACGAUAUUAUGCGUAAGAUCUGGACCAAGUUCAGUUGCCGAGUUAAGAGGCAAGCAGUAAAGCGUGAUGGUACCUGGUCUGUCGAGGAACCAUUGGAGCAAGCAUGGUCCAAGGUCAUGCAGUUUAAGAGCGGUCGUCACCUAGUUGACAGCACGAAGAAUAGCCAGGCCUGGAAUCGCUGGAUUGCUUCAACGCGUGGCGAAACUGUGAAGUUGAUGAUCUACCAGUAUGGGCUAGCUAUUGCGAAAGCACAAGAUCUCGAAGAGUUUCUCACAGCAUGUAUUCGCCGGGUACAGACCGACCGCUCUGGCGCAGCAGCUGAAAGCUCGCUUCAGGAGGUUGUUGAAGAGCUGAAAGAAAUUUGGCGUGCAACAUUUCAGGCUGACCCAAUUGUGUGGCGAAUGUGGGCGAAUAACAUUGUUCGAUCUAUGGAUCGAUCGACAUGGAAUCGUGAGAUAUUGAGAGCUCCACCGGAUUACAUCGCGCGACUGCUUCGUCCCGCCGGGGUGGAAGUUGACCGGCACCUGUCGAGUCUCACACGGUCUGCCCGUUUGGCGUUGGAUUGUGUCAAUGCAUCUCUUGCUGACAACGAAGCUCAAUCCCAACACAAUGAAGUUCAACGUCAGCUUAUCACCCGUCAAAAGGAACGCUUGCUGCAAAGAAAAUCGACCAUCGAGAUAUUUCUCGCUGACAUCCCACUGCCGUCCAUUAACGACGUUGAAGACCCCCUCGAGAGAAUUGAAAAUGUAGAAGACAUCGACCACGAAGAGUAG